This is a messenger RNA of Diceros bicornis minor, 1646 nucleotides long. Its product is annotated as T-cell surface glycoprotein CD1a-like. Gene Ontology annotation, biological process: positive regulation of T cell mediated cytotoxicity; antigen processing and presentation, exogenous lipid antigen via MHC class Ib; antigen processing and presentation, endogenous lipid antigen via MHC class Ib. Gene Ontology annotation, molecular function: exogenous lipid antigen binding; lipopeptide binding; endogenous lipid antigen binding. Gene Ontology annotation, cellular component: external side of plasma membrane. The transcript is spliced from 6 exons. The record is from RefSeq and is a predicted model, not a curated record. Lineage: Eukaryota; Metazoa; Chordata; Mammalia; Perissodactyla; Rhinocerotidae. Bases 163 to 1182 code for a protein of 339 amino acids.
GGAAGGAGUAGAUUUUCUUUUUUGCAGACAACGAUUAAAGGAAAAGUUUUUUUCAUUAGAAGUAGAAAGAAGUCACGAUAGAGAUAUUGUGGAGUAGGCUUGCUUAGAACAGAAAUCAAAGACCAAUUUUUCUGAGAGAAAGAAAUAACAUCUGCAAAUGAAAUGCUGUUUCUGCAACUUCUGUUGCUAGUUGUUCUCCUCCCAGGUGGUGACAAUAAAGAUGACUUCCAGGAACCAGUCUCCUUCCAACUCAUCCAGAUCUCAUCCUUUUACAACCGUUCCUUAGAAGAAAAUCUGGGCUCAGGUUGGCUCGGUGAAUUGCAGACUCAUCGGUGGGUGAGCAACUCUGGCACUAUCAUUUUCCUGUGGCCCUGGUCCAAGGGCAACUUCAGCAAUGAGGAGUGGAUGGACCUGGAAGACUUACUUCAUAUGUUCUCCAUUGGAUUUCUUCAGAUAUUUCACAACUCUGUCAGUCAAAGGCAGCUUGAAUAUCCCUUUAAGGUACAGUUGGCAGGAGGCUGUGAGCUGCACUUUGGGGAAGCCUCUGUAGGCUUCAUACGGGUUGCUUAUCAAGGAUCAGAUUUCCUGAGCUUCCAGAACAGAGCAUGGUUGCCAUCUCCAAAUGGUGGAAGUAGGGCUCAGCAUGUCUGUACGCUACUCAAUUCGGCUACAGUUGCCCGGGAAAUAUUACACAAGAUUUUCUUUGAAACCUGCCCACGUUUCCUCACGGGUCUUCUUGAUGCAGGGAAGGCAUAUCUCCAGCGACAAGUAAGGCCAGAGGCCUGGCUGUCCACUGGUCCCAGUCCUGGUCCUGGUCGUCUGAUGCUGGUUUGUCAUGUCUCUGGCUUCCACCCAAAGCCUAUUUGGGUGAUGUGGAUGCAGGGUGAGCAGGAAUAUCCGGGCACUCAGCGAAGUGAUGUCUUGCCCAAUGCUGAUGGGACAUGGUAUCUUCAAGUGUUCUUAGAUGUGGAAGCCAUUGAGGCAGCUGGCCUGUCUUGCCGGGUGAGACACAGCAGUCUAGGAGACGAGGACAUCAUCCUCUACUGGGAACGUCACAACUCCAUGGGCUUGAUCAUCUUGGCAGUCAUAGUGCCCCUUGUGCUUCUGACAGGUCUUGCAUUUUGGCUUAGGAAGCGCUGGACAUACCGUGAAUUUCCAAGCACUUCUCUCCCUUUGGAAUGAGAUCCCAGCAGCUCAGGGGUCCAGACGUAUCUAAACCCAACACAGUGAUGACAUCCAUUCAACUCUUCUUGUACAACAAUUUGUUGUUGUUUACUUUUGCUUAAUUGUCAGUUGUCCGUAUAAGCUGAAUGUAAUAUUGCAGGAUUUGUUGUUCUGACCUGGGUUCUGGGGCUUAAAACUCAAAUUAUAACUCUGAAAGAUAAGGUCCUAGCAACCUCCACAUAUUCAAAUAUCAGGUCCAUUUCAGAUGUCACCUCCUCUAGAGGGCCUUCCUGAUUUACAAGUGGAAGCAGUCUGUGCCUUAUCUGAACUCCAAGCACACUUGAAUUGUACUUUGCCGAAUCCAAUCCUCACUUUCUGCCCUUUGUUGCAGCUACUUGUGCUGCUCUUCCUUUUAGAAUUUUUAAGGUUUGAGAGCCAACUCCAUGUCUUUUUAAUAUUCAUGUCCUUGGCAAAGUGUCUUA